UUUGACUCUUGCGUUUCUUCAUCCACACACUUAAUUAUCUAUCUGGUAAUAAAUUUACAGAAGUCUGAUGGGGCCUAGGAAUAUUUCGAGCUGGAGGAAAAUACUAAGAUGAUAGACAAUCAGUCAUUUUCAAAUAACGGACACUCGAUUUUAGCUAAAGAUUUGAAGGACCUGCUUCUAAAGAGGUAUGCUAUAUUCACAGGUGGCCAUGAUAAGGAAUUCCGCUCCCUGAUAAUUUUUCAAGACCGUGGUUUAGAUGGAUUAAGUGAUGACUCGUAUAUUUUUCUAAUGCAGUACUUUUCCUCAUUAUCAACAAUGCUAACAUGUGUUCAAGAAAUUACUGUUGUUAUUGAUAGGCGUACUAGUAAUUGGGCAGUUGUCAAAUCGAUUGUUGCCAAACUAAAUGAGAAGUUUCCAGGGAACUUACAUCAAAUAUUCGUUAUCAAACCUCAAGGUUUUAUGCAGAAUUUUUUCUUGGAGAAAACAGUAAAUUCAAUACGUGAUAGUUGUAAAAUCCCAUUAAUAUUCGUUGACAAAGCUGAAGAUCUGCUUCCGUACAUAGAUCAGCAGCAUUUGACGAACGACUUAGGCGGUGAACUUCACUUUGACAUCGACGAUUGGCUUACGAACAGGAUAGUUCGACAACAUAUCUUGUAUUAUACUACUCGAAAAGAUUUCUGUCUUCAGUUUUUGCAAGAUAUUGAAGAAUAUUUUAAAGAAGUUGAAAAUUUAUACUCCGAAUUGAAAACCAUCAUGAAUGAGUGCACUGGUCAAGGCUAUCAUCAACGACAGAAUUAUUACUGCGAUCAAAAAUCAAGAACUUGUCAUAUAAACCAAUUUUAUAAUUGUGAAAACAUGCUUGAAUUACGUAAAAGAUGUCAUCAUUGGUUACACUGUGUUUCUGAUUGUGAAGUAAAAGGUUUGAAAAUGCGUGAAAAUUUACUUAAGAAAAAUUCGAAUCAUUCAUGUACAACUAUACAGGAAGAAGAUACUACAACAAAAUGUGAUACACCACCAACAACAGGAACAUGGUCUCAUACAAGUGAUGCAUAUGACUUGCCAGUUGAUUAUGUCUUUCAUAUCAUUACAUUUGAUCGUAUACUUAUUAGGUUGACUGAAGCUCGUACCGAAUUAAGACGGUAUUGGCGUGAAUAUAUGAAACGAGUACGUGUUACAUUUUUGAUUGAUGAUGUUGAAAAACAAUAUUACGAGUUUACUGAUCUUGCUAAUACAUGGAACAAUCUAAUUGAAUCUCUAGUUGAUUAUUUACCAAUUAAAAUGUCCAAUUCAUCCAAUUUUUCUCCAACACAUCAAUUUCAUCAAUCAUCAUUAGAUAAUGAUCAAGAGAACAACAGUAACAACAACAACAACAACAUUAGUUCAUCAUGUUCUCCUUCUCAUUUCAUUAUAAUUUCUGCAUUGAAAAACGAUGAUGAUGAUGAUAAUGAUAAUGAUGAAACAAAUACAUCAUUAAGUAAAACAAUAUUAGAAAGUCUAGAAUUAUUAUCUUGUCGUAUAAUGGAAGCAGAAACCACUGGUAACCGGUUAUUAACAAGAUUAAAAGAGUUAGAACAGAUUGCAAGCAAUUUUGUUUUAUUUAUAAUUGAUAAUGUGGAAGAGAAGCAGGAAUUGUUACUGAGCAAUUCUAAUGGUAAAGAUAGUUAUCAAGCCUCGUUUCUCUGUGACGUAAACCGAUUUAUCAGUGCAAACUUAGUCUCAAAUAUUAUUUGCCCAGAUUUGUCAAUAAAAGUAAAUGGAAGCAGUCAACAAAGUGGUGUUAACUUAAACACCAGUUGCUUAUCUCUAUGUUCUGGAGAAGAUGAAUCAUCUAAUCUUGUUGCACCUCAUGAAAUUAAUCAUAGUUCUGAUCAAAAAGCCGAUCAAUCCAUGCAACAAUAUUUUCUUCCUAUAAAGUUUCCUUCAAAUGUAAAAGAAUGGCCUGUGCUAUUUAAAAAUAUGAUUGAUUUAGCUAGUUUAGAUUUACCGAAAGCAGCUGAUCAAAUUAAUCGUUUGUUACAACUCUACACAGAAAUCGAUAAUGCUGCUUCCUGGAUUAAAGAAGGCCAUCGUUUAUUAAAGACAGUAACACCACCAGAUAAGCUUACCACAAUGGAUUUAGUGGAAUGUCGGUCACGUAUGGAUGAGUUGACUACAUUUACUUCCUCACGUCAGAGUAGGCUAGAGUUGCUUCGGAAUCCUAAACUUUUUCAUUCACGAUUAGUUGGUUUAUUAGACGCUGAUUUGAAGAGUCAAUUAAGUAAAUUAUUAAAACAAGUAGAAGAUGUAGCGCAAAAUUGUAAUCUUGCUAUUGCUUCAGUUCGUCAGCACAUAUCACGAACAAGUUUCCCACGAAAUCAUCCGAACUCUCAAUCUUUGAAUAAUAGUAAUAAUUCAAAUACCAGUAGUAGUACUUUAACUAGUCAUGGGACAAAUUCACCCAUUCAAGGAUCUAUUAAAUCAUCAUCAUCUUCAGAAGGUCUUAGCAGCAGAAAUAACAAUAAAGUCACCAAUUCCUUUCAAGGCUCAGAAUUACCUUCAUCGUAUCAGUUGUCACGAUUAGAAUCUUCAACUUCAUUAUCAACUCCAGGUAAACGAUAUCAGUUAGUAUGGAAAGAACUGGUAGAUACAGAAAAAUCCUAUAUAAAUUUUUUACAACAUGUCUAUGAUGUGGUAUGGUUAAAUUCUGUUGAUAGUAUUGAUUAUAAUGAGUCGGGGAUCCGAUCAUGUUCACCGCCGGCAUUUAUGCGUGAUAAUCCAAAUCGUCUUCUAUGUAAUUGGCCUGAAUUAUUACGUUUUCAUAAAGACACAUUACUACCGCAUUUAAUGUUAUGCGACGGAAAUGCUGGAAAACUCAAAAAUUGGGUAGCUCUUAUGGUCCCACAUUUGGUAGACUUAUAUACAAUUUAUUGUUCGCUUCAUGAAUAUUCAGUUCAAUUAGCUGUUGCUCUUGAAAAAGAUCGUAUUUAUUCUAACUGGCUAACUGCAUGCAAUGAAGAGAUAUAUCGGAGAGAAAUGUCAAUAGCAAAAAUGAAUAAUCCUGAGUCUCCUACUAUAUCAUUAGCUGAAUCAAGCCGUCCUAUACUGCUGUUUAGUUCUCGUCUUGUGACUCCUAUACAACGUUUUCAACGAUAUCAUUUACUAUUGGAUAGGCUUGUUCAACAUGAAAUUAAUGAAUGUGACCGCUGUGAUCUGCAGACUGCUCAUAAAACUAUUUUGGAAUUAUGUGAAACUGUGAAUAUCACUAUGCAACUUCGUGGUUUGUCGGUUCGUCCAUCUGAAUUGGGCACAUUUCUAUUGCAAGGAGAUUUCACUAUAUCUCGUGAUGAUGUACGAUUUAUGUCCAAUAAACAACGACAUGUUUUCUUAUUUACCAAUGCUAUAUUACUCACUAAGUAUCGUACUGCACCGAAUUCAUUUAUACCUGUUCUGAUUAAUCCAAGUACAGUGAUAAAUUCUGCUAUUUCAAAUCUAUCACGAGAUCAUUCUAUUGAUACAUUUGAUAAAUUCACAAAUAAUAAUUCAGCAUACAAUCAAUCAAAUAAUGUAUCAGGUACAACAUCCAAUUUAUUGGCAUUCACUAAAUCACUUGCGUCUAACAGUGGAAAUAAUAGUAAUAAUCUUAUUUCAUCUAACAUCCCAACUUGUGCUGCUGGUCCUUAUUAUGAAAUUAAACAAGAAUUAGAGCUUUCGAAAAUUGGAUUAACUCCUCAUUUUCAUGGGGAUCGUCGGCGGUUCGCUAUAUGGACUGCUAAACGUGCAGUUACUUAUAUUUUCCAAUCAUCUGAUUCUUCCAUCAGAGAUACAUGGGUUAAAGCUAUAAAUGAAUUAUUAAUGAUGCAAUUACUUCGUGAUCGUUAUAAAGUUCUCAGUAAUAAUGAUAUGCAGAGUGCUAAAAUAUUAUCUUCUGAACAAGCUCGUUUCAGCUUAGAUAUACCCGAUCGUAGUAAAAGUUUACCGGUUAGUAGCAAAACGCCGUCUCAUAAAAAUCAAACAAAGAAAGGAUCCGUUGUAUCAUUACCGUCUACAGUUGAUCAGAAUCCCAACAAUACAAUAACAUCUAAUCGAUAAUAUGUAUUAAUCUCUUCAAGUGUGCAAAUCAUCAUUUUCAUUUUCUUUCUUUCCAUUCAUUGAUGUUAUCUUCUUCUAUUUCAACUAUUUGUAAGUGUAUGAAGAUUAAAGAGAAGAGAAAAUCAG
Schistosoma turkestanicum is the source of this 4194-nucleotide messenger RNA. Lineage: Eukaryota; Metazoa; Platyhelminthes; Trematoda; Strigeidida; Schistosomatidae. The record is from the annotation of a GenBank genome assembly.